CUCACACCCGAUGAAUCAGGAUGCAUCUAUUUGUAUACACUGGAAAAUAUCGGUCUUUACAGAACACUAAAUGAGAUCAUUCAAAAUGAACAAAGAUAUAAACUCAAGCCAUGGUUUCUGUAUUUAAAACUUUUUCAUGCAUCUGUCAAUAAAUUGCCAUCCUGUGAAACGCAAAUCUGGCGUGGCAUAAACAAAGAUAUUACGCGGGACAACUCCCAUCAGUUCGCAAAAGGGAAAAUAAUAACAUGGUGGCGUGUCACAUCUUGCACAAUGAAUAUUAAAAUAGCCCAAGAUUUUAUGCAUGAAAUGGGACAGAACACUUUAUUAAUGAUAAAUUGCAAGAAUGGUAAAUGUAUAGAUAAACACUCAAGUUAUCCAAAUGAAGAAGAGUUAAUAUUGUUACCCGGGACACGAUUGAAAGUUGUUGGAGACCCAUUCGAAUUACAUGGUCUCCAUGUAAUCCAUUUAGAUGAAAUGGCACGAUAUGAAGAAUUGACAAAAUUGCCGCCCAUCACUGGCAACACAAUUAGUCCACACAAAAUUACGCACAACACAACGCACAACUACCAAUCCAACUUUUCUACUACUCCAAGGACACCUAAACUCACUUCAUAUGCAGACGUUACUUCAUCAGCAAAUUUUCUUCCACAAAUCAAGUCGAACUCGUUUAAUGCUCUACAUUCGAAUGCAACCGCUGUCAAUGUGUCGACCGGUUCCAAGUCCACAACAAAGUUUCCUAAUGGAGAUACAUAUUACGGGCAGACAAUAAACGGCAAGAAGCAUGGUGAGGGUACAUAUAAAUGGUUGAAUGAUGGUGAAUACACUGGCGAGUGGAAAGACAACGAAUUCCACGGAAAAGGUAUCCGAAUAUGGGCAUCAGGAGAUAAGUACUUUGGCCAAUGGGACGAUGGUAAGAAACAUGGUCGUGGUAGCUACACGUGGCCGAAUGGAAAUAAAUACACUGGAGAUUGGAAAGAGGAUCAAAGAACGGGGAAAGGUACUUUUAUUUGGGCUAAUGGAACGACAUAUAUUGGAGAUUUCAUAGCCGGUGAACGCACUGGGACUGGAGUCCAAACAUGGGCAUCGGGAGACAAGUAUGAGGGCCAAUACCAGAAUAAUACGCAACAUGGACGCGGUAGCUACACGUGGCCGAAUGGAAAUAAAUAUAGUGGAGAUUGGAAAGAAGGUCAGAGAACGGGAAAAGGUACUCUUAUUUGGGCUGAUGGAGACUGUUACGAAGGAUCAUGGGAGAGAGAUAAUCGACAUGGACAUGGAAAAAUGGUUUUUCAUAAUGGAAAUCAGUAUGAAGGUGAUUGGAAAGAUGACAAAAGGACAGGGAAAGGUGUUUGGAAAUCGAAAGGUGGCGAUCAGUACAAAGGAGAAUAUGUAGAUGGAGAAAUGCAUGGUAAAGGUACUUAUACAUGGUCUGAUGGUGCUACUUAUAAAGGGCAAUGGAAGAAAGGUAACAUGGAAGGAAAAGGAAUUCGCACCUACUCGAACGGAGACGUUUACACUGGACAUUGGAUGAACGAUAAAAAACAUGGUAUGGGUACUUUUACAUGGGCUUCUGGCAAUAAAUACGAAGGCCAAUAUAAAAAUGAUAUGAAACAUGGAUAUGGUAGCUUUACGUGGUCGGAUGGAGAUAAAUACACUGGAGAUUGGAAAGAGGAUCAAAUAACGGGGAAAGGUACUUUCAUUUGGGCUAAUGGAACAACAUAUAUUGGAGAUUUCGUAGUCGGUCAACGAACUGGAACCGGAGUACAAACAUGGAAAUCAGGAGACAAGUAUGAGGGCCAAUACCAGAAUAAUAUGAAACAUGGACGUGGUAAUUAUACAUGGCCGAAUGGAAAUAAAUAUAGUGGAGAUUGGAAAGAAGACCAGAGGACGGGAAAAGGUACUUUUAUUUGGGCUGAUGGAGACCGCUACGAAGGAUCAUGGGAAAAUGGCAAUCGAUAUGGACAUGGAAAAAUCGUUUUUGCUAAUGGAAGUGUAUAUGAAGGUGAUUGGAAAGAUGACAAACGGACAGGGAAAGCUGUUUGGAAAUCGAAAGGUGGCGAUCAGUACAAAGGAGAAUAUGUAGAUGGAGAAAUGCAUGGUAAAGGUACUUAUACAUGGUCUGAUGGUGCUACUUAUAAAGGGCAAUGGAAGAAAGGUAACAUGGAAGGAAAAGGAAUUCGCACCUACUCGAACGGAGACGUUUACACUGGACAUUGGAUGAACGAUAAAAAACAUGGUAUGGGUACUUUUACAUGGGCUUCUGGUGACAAAUACGAAGGACAAUAUAAGAACGAUAUGAAACACGGACAUGGUACCUACACAUGGCCAAAUGGAAACAAAUAUACUGGAGACUGGAAAGAAGAUCAGAGGACGGGACAUGGUACUUUUAUUUGGGCUGAUGGAACAACAUGGGUGGGGCAGUGGAAAAAUGGACAGCAAUGUUGA
Rotaria sp. Silwood1 is the source of this 2442-nucleotide messenger RNA. Lineage: Eukaryota; Metazoa; Rotifera; Eurotatoria; Philodinida; Philodinidae. The record is from the annotation of a GenBank genome assembly.